Messenger RNA from Syngnathus typhle (broad-nosed pipefish), 2560 nucleotides. RefSeq names its product glycine receptor, alpha 4a (gene glra4a). The coding region runs from base 251 to 1192 and encodes 313 amino acids. Gene Ontology annotation, biological process: chloride transmembrane transport; chemical synaptic transmission; regulation of membrane potential. The transcript has 8 exons. Gene Ontology annotation, cellular component: neuron projection; plasma membrane; synapse. NCBI's taxonomy places the organism in Eukaryota, Metazoa, Chordata, Actinopteri, Syngnathiformes, Syngnathidae. Gene Ontology annotation, molecular function: transmembrane signaling receptor activity; chloride channel activity; transmitter-gated monoatomic ion channel activity. The record is from RefSeq and is a predicted model, not a curated record.
CGAGUACGCCGCGUCGGCUUGGAGGCGCUCAGUCCUCCUGGAGUGUGUGUGGGAGGAGGAGUAAGAAGUUUCUCCCACCGCCCCCAAAAGGCACGCUCAUUCUCAGAAACGCUGAUACUCGGAAGGAAAAAAGACGAUGCCUGGCGACCCUCGCUCACACUCGCACCGUGGACGCUGGAUUUGCUGAUUGGUGACAUUAUUACAAGUCAAGUUCUUCAACGUGGCCGUGCAGAGAUUUUCGAGUCGGAGGAUGCUCCCACAGGUCAUACGGAUCCUUUACGUCUUGUCGUUUUGCUUUUUCCAGGGAGGCUUUAUCAGAUUGAGCUCCUGCAAGGAGGAGAUAAAGCCCUCUGGCAGGGCACCACAACACUCGCCUUCCGACUUCCUGGACAAGCUCAUGGGACGAACGUCGGGAUACGAUGCCCGCAUCAGACCCAACUUCAAAGGCCCACCCGUGAAUGUCACCUGCAAUAUUUUCAUCAACAGCUUCGGCUCCAUCACGGAAACCACCAUGGACUACAGGCUCAAUGUAUUCCUACGACAAAAAUGGAAUGACCCCCGUCUGGCGUACAGUGAAUACCCGGACGACUCGCUGGAUCUGGAUCCGUCUAUGCUGGACUCCAUCUGGAAGCCUGAUUUGUUUUUUGCCAAUGAGAAGGGCGCCAACUUCCAUGAAGUCACCACUGACAACAAGCUACUGAGGAUUUUCCAAGAUGGCAGCGUCCUGUACAGUAUCAGGCUGACUCUCAUCCUUUCCUGCCCCAUGGACUUGAAGAAUUUCCCCAUGGACAUUCAGACGUGCACCAUGCAGCUUGAGAGCUUCGGCUACACCAUGAAUGACCUGAUCUUUGAAUGGCUUUCUGAGAAUCCCGUCCAAGUAGCCGAUGACCUCACCCUGCCCCAGUUUGUCCUUAAAGACGAGAUGGAUUUGGGCUACUGCACAAAGUAUUACAACACAGGUAAAUUCACCUGCAUAGAAGUUAAGUUCCACCUGGAACGCCAGAUGGGCUACUACUUGAUCCAGAUGUACAUCCCUUCGCUCCUCAUCGUCAUCCUCUCGUGGGUGUCCUUUUGGAUCAACAUGGACGCCGCCCCCGCCAGAGUGGGCCUGGGAAUCACCACUGUGCUCACCAUGACCACACAGAGCUCAGGCUCACGGGCCUCCCUGCCAAAGCAUAUAAAGUACGACUAGUGUACCAGCGACCCAACAGAUGGUGGAGAAAAACAUUGCCUCCGCGCCAUCGGCUGUAAUCAGGGUUAGUGACCACAAACACGAUGGAGACACCUGUUUCGUUAAGUAUGCACUAACUGCAUCCAUUACGUUUAAUCGCUGCUGGAAGUCUGUCCACAUACUUUUAUUUCAACAUCAGGUUUUCAAUUUGAUUGUAAAGCAAAAAGAAACAGCAGGUUUCUCCUCAAAUGUGACAAACAGUUUAUGACUAGAUUUACGACACAAUUUUGAGUAUUUGGCCUCAAGCUGUAUUAUGUGGAGAUGUGCCGUGGAUGGGUUUCCAAAAAAAAAAAACAUUUAAAUAAUGCUAUGAAUAAUAAUGUGGCAUUAAUCAAGAUGAGUAAAGGAGUUUAGAGACUCCCCGGAAUGUAAAGCUGGCAUGGAGUUGUUUGAAAGGCUCUUAUUUUACCAAUGAAAUAUGUCUCUGACAUCAAACAACUAUCAUGCGCUUUUUAUAGUAAGCACUUCUUAUAAGACUCUUUUUUAUUUGGGUUGAAAGUGGCCUUUGAGUAAGCACUCACGCACACACAUAUAUUGUAUGUACAGUAUGUAUGUUUUUAUAAUUUCAGCCAAAUAUUUGAUUUCUUGACAGAAUAUUCAGUAGAAUAUCAGAAUACCAAACUAGCUGCAACCCUACUUGGAAUCACACAACCAGGGACAUGUGAGACAGCUUAAAGAUCAGGUCAAAAAUAACUGAGUGGUACACAUGUAUUAAUGUCUGUAUGGAUGCCAGCCGCUGUUUUUUUUGGGGGGGCUCUGUUUGUAAGUGACAAAUGUCAGUGUCUCACUUGCAUGAACCUUUGAUGCAUAUCACUAAGUCACUCAAACUUUCACACAGUGGCAGGCUCUGUAUUUGGUACUUGGGCCUUUAGGUGCAAUGUACCUGACUCAAUCCACCGCCUAGUAUCACCAGUAUCAAUUUGUAGUUAUGAAAACCAGUUGUCCUAAUAUACAAAAACUCAAUGUAAUGGAAUUCAAAUACAUUUAUCCUUUACUCUCAAACAGUUGAGCGAGUCAAUGAUGGGGUGUCAUUUCCCUUUUUUAUCUUCUUCAGUAUUUGUUUCUGUGACAGUCAGCAAAAUACCACUCCACUGGAUGAACUCGAUUUGCAACAUGUGCUCGGCGGCUGUUGCCUGAUGCGCCAUGACACUUCUUCUCCUGAGCGACUGGACCGGGGGUUCUCCCCGAGCCGUCACCGUGACCUGUCUCCUGGCUAUGUGUCAACUGCCCUAGAAACCCACUGAUUCAUUACCAUUCUGUCGCGUCUGGGCACAGUUGCUCCUUUCUAGCUCGUAUUGACAAACCCCAUGUGACCUUGCGCGUUUGUGU